AUAAAGCGAUAUAUUGCAUUUAAAUGAGUUUUUUUAUUGGUUUUCGUGACCAAAACAUUUACGGAAGAUAAUAUCAGACCUAUUAAAUAUUUACAUGAUUAAUGUGUAUCAGUCAGCUGGUGGCGGAAGACGUGCGGUACAGUUACCUAUGGCGUAAGCAAUCGAAAAUGUUCAUUAACGCACACAGGUAUAGGUAAUACCUACUGAUCAAUAGCUGUUAAUGUGCCACCGAAUAAACAUGCUACAAUUUCUAUUUAAAUCGUCCAGUUCUAAAGGGUCCCGAACGCCGUCCAGAAUUAUGGAACGUUAUGAGAAAUUGUGUAAGUUGGGUGAAGGCAGCUAUGGGCUAGUGUACAAGUGCAGAAAUAGAGACACAGGCGAAAUUGUGGCGAUUAAAAAGUUCGCUGAAAGCGAAGAUGAUCCACUAAUUAGAAAAAUUGCACUUAGAGAAAUAAGGCUCUUAAAGAAUUUGAAGCACGUUAACUUAAUAAAUCUUCUAGAGGUAUUCAGGCGAAAGCGAAGGUUGCAUUUAGUGUUCGAAUUUUGCGAGAAGACCGUACUGAACGAACUCGAAAGGUACCCGAGGGGAUGUCCGGAUUUGGUUACGCAACAAAUCGUUUGGCAAACCUUGCAGGCGGUGGCGUAUUGUCACCACCACGGAUGCAUACAUAGAGAUAUAAAACCGGAGAACAUUUUACUUACAGCGAAUGGCGUCGUUAAACUUUGCGAUUUUGGUUUCGCGAGAAUGCUGAGUCCCGGGGAGAAUUAUACAGAUUACGUGGCCACAAGGUGGUAUAGAUCUCCUGAGCUGCUUGUUGGAGAUACUCAGUACGGUACGCCCGUCGACGUAUGGGCAAUUGGCUGUGUUCUGGCGGAGUUGACGAAGGGCGAAGCCUUAUGGCCAGGAAAAUCCGACGUAGAUCAAUUAUAUUUAAUCCGAUGCACAAUUGGAGAUUUACUAGCUAGGCAUAUGCACGUUUUUAAAACGAACGACUUUUUUCAAGGUGUCAGUCUACCAGUACCUCAGCAACUGGCACCGCUGGAAGUCAAACUGCCCCACUCCAGCCCAACCAUCUUAGAUUUCUUAAGAAAAUGUCUAGAUAAGGAUCCAGCAAAACGAUGGACGUGCGAUCAAUUAUUGACUCAUCAGUAUUUUGAAAAUUUUCACUUUAAGGUCGAUGAAAUUGAAGAACAAAAUUUUGAGAAAAACAGUCGGGACAAAUCACGAACGUCUAGUACCAGCAUGUGCCUGCCACAACUGACCGACGUAAAACAAGUUAGCCCAUAUAAGCAGUCGAAUCAACAGCGUACGAAUAAAAUUGACCAUUUGCCCACGAUAUGACAAAAAUUGCCGUUGUUAACCAAAUAGGAUUUGUUUAAAUUAUACCCGCAUUAUAAAUAACCAAUAAGAAAGCAUGCUAUAUUGUUUCAUCUGUUUUUAAUUCGUAACAUAAAUGUAUGUUGUACUUACUUACAUAUCGAAAAACAUAUGCGGCAUGUUAAAUAAUUGUGAUU
This is a messenger RNA of Photinus pyralis (common eastern firefly), 1515 nucleotides long. Its product is annotated as cyclin-dependent kinase-like 1. Gene Ontology annotation, biological process: protein phosphorylation. Gene Ontology annotation, molecular function: ATP binding; cyclin-dependent protein serine/threonine kinase activity. The transcript has 7 exons. Gene Ontology annotation, cellular component: nucleus. The record is from RefSeq and is a predicted model, not a curated record. Bases 221 to 1342 code for a protein of 373 amino acids. NCBI's taxonomy places the organism in Eukaryota, Metazoa, Arthropoda, Insecta, Coleoptera, Lampyridae.